AUUAUUGUAAAUACUUUACAUUUAUCUGCAUGUUCAUGUCAACAAGCCCAUUGAGUUAUAACAUUUCCUGUAUAACUUUGUUUUCUCCUUGUUUUGUUAUUAAUCACUAUCCAGGUGCAUCAGGUUCAGUCCUGACUGUGUCUCCAUCAUGGUUGAGUCCUGGAGCCUCAGUGACUCUGAACUGUGAGGUUGAAGAUUCAUCUACAGGAUGGAGGUUCUACUGGUAUAAAGCUGUUCCUGUUUUGUCAAAUAAAACCUACAGAUAUGAGCUGCUGCCUGGUAGCAUCAGUGGGACUGUAGAGAACUCCUUCAUCAUUACUGGACAGAAACACACAGCAGGAUUUGCAUGUAGAGCUGGAAGAGGAAACCCAGAGAUCUUCACUCAUUACAGUAAACCAAAGUUCAUCUGGUCUGCAGAUUCUCAUCCAGCAGCGUCUCUCUCAGUGAGUCCUGACAGAGAGCAACACUUCACCUCUGAGUCUGUGACUCUGAACUGUGGAGGAAACUCUACUGAGUGGAGAGUGAUGGAGUUUGGAGAAAACCAUUUUGGGUGGAUGAGAUUUUGGGUUGAAGAUGAUGAACUCCAUGUAUCAGAUUGCUCCAACUGGGGGGAAAUGACUGGAUCCUCAUGUACCAUUAACAGUCACCGGUACCAUGAAGGAUUGUACUGGUGUGAGUCUGGAUCAGGAGAGUUCAGCAAUGCAGUCAACAUCAGGAUAAAUGAUGCACCACGUUCAGUCCUCACUGUGUCUCCAUCAUGGUUGAGUCCUGGAGCUUCAGUGACUCUGAACUGUGAGGUUAAACCUUCAUCUACAGGAUGGAGGUUCUACUGGUAUAAAGCUGUUCCUGAUCGAUCACAGUACCAGUACAGAUACAAGCUGCUGCCUGGUAGCAUCAAUGGGACUGUAGAGAACUCCUUCAUCAUUCAUGGACAGAAACACACAGCAGGAUUUGCAUGUAGAGCUGGAAGAGGAAACCCAGAAUAUUUCACUCAUUACAGUGAACCAACAUUUGUCUGGACCACAGAUUCUCAUCCAGCAGCGUCUCUCUCAGUGAGUCCUGACAGAGAGCAACACUUCACCUCUGAGUCUGUGACUCUGAACUGUUCAGGAAAAUCUGCUGAGUGGAGAGUGAUGACGUUUGGAGAAAACUCUUUUGGGGGGAUAAGAUGUAGGGUUGGAGAGAAUGAACUCCAUGUAUCAGAUUGCUCCAACUGGGGGGAAAUGACUGGAUCGUCAUGUACCAUUAACAGUCGCUGGUCCUUUAAAACAGUUCUCUGGUGUGAGUCUGGAUCAGGAGAGUUCAGCAAUGCAGUCAACAUCAGCAUAAGUGCUAGAGGUCUUCUCCUGGUGAGCCCCGUCCAUCCUGUGACUGAAGGAGCUUCUGUUACUCUGAGCUGCAGAAUGAGAGAACAAAACCAACUUUCUAAUGUGAUUUUCUAUCACAAUGACAAACUGAUCCAACAUAACAGCAGAGGAGAGCUGAAGAUCUCUGCAGUGUCUCAGUCAGAUGAAGGUUUCUACAAGUGUGAACAUUCAGGAAACGUUUCACCUCAGAGCUGGAUGACAGUUAAAGCUCCCUCCGGACCCGGAAGCUCGUCUUUCCCAGUUCUGUUUGUCACCAGAUCAGUGAUUGGAAUCAUGGUUCUCAUUCUCCUGCUGCUGAUUUGUUGCAUCCAAAAGCCAAAAUGUCGUGGUUCAGAGCAGCCAGUCGGUCAGGAUGAACAUCUGCGUCAAGUUUACUCUUCUCUCCUUCAUGGUGACCUUUGUGUCUACGAAACAGUCAGAGGCCCUGAAAACUCUGGAAAUGGGCAACUGGAUGAAUCAGAGAAGAUCUCUGACAAAGUCGAUGCAACUUCAGAAUGAAAAAGAAAAGUCCAUGAAACGAAGUUCAACUAAACCAUAACAGGAAAGUCUAAAUUUACUCACCAUCAGACGUUUCCCUGUCAUGCAACCUUUUUAUAUUUGCUUUUUGAUUAUUUUUUAGUCAUGUAUAUUAUGUUUUGCAUUUGUUGUCAAUAUAGGGAAUUAGAGUUUUCUGUAGCUUUACUGGCAUUUUUUAUUUUAUCUGAUAUAUAAUGUAAUGAAUCGUCCACAGCUGGUGCCUGAACUACCGGAGCCUUUUACUGUAAUGGAGUGAUAGCGCCAUCCAGAGGACAGUAGUAAUAUGGCCGAUAGUCCAUGUGAUACAGAAAUAGUAAAUAAUGGCUAAUUGUAAA
Messenger RNA from Gambusia affinis (western mosquitofish), 2218 nucleotides. RefSeq lists its product as uncharacterized. Gene Ontology annotation, molecular function: transmembrane signaling receptor activity. Gene Ontology annotation, biological process: cell surface receptor signaling pathway. Lineage: Eukaryota; Metazoa; Chordata; Actinopteri; Cyprinodontiformes; Poeciliidae. The transcript is spliced from 10 exons. The record is from RefSeq and is a predicted model, not a curated record. The coding region runs from base 30 to 1865 and encodes 611 amino acids.